UAGGGGGGAAAUCACAGGGCACGCACCGGAGGUGCUAGCCCGGAGAACGCCCUCUGCGGUGGACGGAAGAGCGCGCGCCGCCAUGCCGCCCCCUGGGUCCCGCGCAGCCCUGCUGCUGCUGCCUCCGCUGCUGCUGCUGCUGCUGCUGCUGGGCACCGUGCUGGCGGUACCCCUGGAGCGAGGAGCGUCCAAGGAGAGCCCCGCCACCGAGAGCCCCGACACGGGCCUGUACUACCACCGCUACCUGCAGGAGGUCAUCAACGUGCUGGAGACCGACGGGCACUUCCGGGAGAAGCUGCAGGCGGCCAGCGCCGAGGACAUCAAGAGCGGGAAGCUGAGCCGGGAGCUGGACUUUGUCAGCCACCACGUCCGCACCAAGCUGGAUGAGCUCAAGCGACAGGAGGUGUCUCGGCUGCGGAUGCUGCUUAAGGCCAAGAUGGACGCUAAGCAGGAGCCCAAUGUACAGUUGGAUCACUUGAGCCUCCUGAAGCAGUUUCAGCACCUGGACCCUCAGAAUCAGCACACAUUUGAGGCCCGAGACCUGGAGCUGCUGAUCCAGACGGCCACUCGGGACCUUGCCCAGUACGACGCGGCCCAUCACGAGGAGUUUAAACGCUAUGAGAUGCUCAAGGAGCAUGAGCGACGCCGUUACCUGGAGUCCCUGGGAGAGGAGCAGCGAAAGGAGGCAGAGAAGAAGCUGGAGGAGCAGCAGCGCCGGCACCGAGAGCACCCCAAAGUCAAUGUGCCUGGCAGCCAAGCCCAGUUGAAGGAGGUGUGGGAGGAGCUGGAUGGAUUGGACCCCAACAGGUUUAACCCAAAGACCUUCUUCAUACUGCAUGAUAUCAACAGUGACGGUGUCCUGGAUGAGCAAGAGCUGGAGGCCCUCUUCACCAAGGAGCUGGAGAAGGUCUAUGACCCCAAAAACGAGGAAGACGACAUGCGGGAGAUGGAGGAGGAGCGGCUGCGCAUGCGCGAGCACGUGAUGAAGAACGUGGACGCCAACCAGGACCGCCUCGUGACGCUGGAGGAGUUCCUGGCCUCCACCCAGAGGAAGGACUUCGGGGACACUGGGGAGGGCUGGGAGACGGUGGAGAUGCACCCUGCUUACACAGAGGAGGAGCUGAAGCGUUUUGAGGAGGAGUUGGCUGCGCGGGAGGCAGAGCUGAAUGCCAAGGCCCAGCGCCUCAGCCAGGAGACCGAGGCCCUGGGGCGUUCCCAGGGCCGCCUGGAGGCCCAGAAGAGAGAGCUGCAGCAGGCCGUUCUGCAGAUGGAACAGAGGAAGCAGCAGCAGCAGCAGCAGCAGCAGCAGCAAAGCCACCACGAGCCCGCCGUGGGCCCUGAGGGACAGCUCAAGUUCCACCCCGACACAGAUGAUGCACCUGUUCCAGCUCCAGUUGGUGACCAGAAAGACUUGGACACUUCAGAAAAGAAAGUUCCAGAACAGCCCCCUGAGCUGCCCCAGCCUGACUCCCAGAACCUGUGAUCCUCCAGGGACCCCAGCCCUCUGGGAUCUACUGAGGCCACUGAUGGGACACAGGUGUCAUAAUCAGCCUCCUCCGGGGAACUCAUGUCACCUCCUGGAGGAGGGGCCCCGGGAGGCACUGCACACACUGCUGCCCGCGCCCCACUUCUGCCCGCCUCAGCCUCCCAGUCUGUGGUCCCUUCUUUCUGUGCCCCUCCUGGGGUUCUGCCUUCUUUCUGGGCCAGCGGGGUCCCCUGGACCAGCCUAACACAGGGCCACCCGCUCCCUCCCAAGAGGGUCUGUCCCAGACCUGCCUUUCUAGGUGGUUUAACCUCAGCUGCCCGGAUGAGGCCGCUCCAGCCCCUCAGCUGCUGGACUCCUGCCUGCUGCUCUGGGCCCAGCUGUUGGUUUGCGGGACUGGGGUGCUCGUUUGAGAACUCUGUACCAUUUGUGGGGCCAGCGAUGCCUCAAAGAUGGUAGCUUCCCAUGCACAGCUGGGGGCAGGACAGCAGUGUCCUCAGCAGGGGUGAUGGACAUUGACACCAGGACCCCAGGCGACCCCCACCCCGGCCUCCAGCCAACUGUUUCCGCCUCCUCUCUGAUGGCUCCGGAAGGGCCCGCGACUGACUGUGUGGCAGGAUCAGGGGCCAGGCCUGAGCCCAGGUGGCAGCCCAACAAGGUGGGCCCUGGCCCUGCUCUCUUCUCUGAUUCCAUCCAAAUACACUUUCUGGAACGAGC
This is a messenger RNA of Condylura cristata (star-nosed mole), 2200 nucleotides long. It is a transcript of the gene NUCB1, whose product is annotated as nucleobindin 1. NCBI's taxonomy places the organism in Eukaryota, Metazoa, Chordata, Mammalia, Eulipotyphla, Talpidae. The record is from RefSeq and is a predicted model, not a curated record. Gene Ontology annotation, cellular component: extracellular exosome; endoplasmic reticulum-Golgi intermediate compartment. Gene Ontology annotation, molecular function: calcium ion binding. The coding region runs from base 83 to 1483 and encodes 466 amino acids. The transcript is spliced from 13 exons.